AAAUUAUUCAGGGACUCCAUUUGGCAGCCUCGGAGACUCCCCAGAGGGUAAACUAAGAAAAAAAUUAUAUAAAAUUUGAAACAGAGAGAGCAACAAGGAGCAGGCCAGCUCGGGGUUGCCGUUUGGCUUUCGGGGUCUCACUGUAUGGUAUUUGAGUUUUCCGAUGCAAAGCCAACUCCAAAGCUGAGCGAUUCUUUUGUUUGUUUAUGCUCCCACCGUUCCCCUCGGUUACUUCUUCUCUUCGGCCGUUUCCUCAACCUUUUUAGCGGGGUAUAGAAGAAGCAGGUGUUACUGUGGACCUGACAGAACAAUCUGGGUUCUCUGCUGCUUGGUUCUUUGGAUCUCUUCUCCUCUGUUUUUUGCAACAGCUAUGGUAGAAAACAUGUGUUUCUUCAACAAGGAUAUUCUCGUUAUAAAGCCUCCGAAGAAAUCUCCGUUGCUGUUAAGGACGGCAGUUUUAAUAUUUUCAGUGAUUUGCGGUAUCUUCAUUUGUUCGGUCUGUCUAAAGCAGAUAACCUCACAUGCAAGGACUAAGUUUCAGGAUAUACACGUUGUUGAGAAGCCUUCUCAGCAUAGAGUAAAUCCAACGGAUGUUCCCUAUUUACAUUAUCCCAAACCUGUAUCUUUUAGCAGGGAUGAGUGUGCUCGUAAUCCUGUACAGUACUUUGUCAUUUUGUCCAAUCAGAGAUCAGGCAGCGGAUGGUUUGAGACUCUUUUGAACAGUCAUGUUAAUGUGAGCUCGAACGGGGAGAUAUUUUCUGUCUAUGAUAGAAGGAAGAAUAUUUCUUCGAUUGUACAGACUUUAGAUAAAGUUUAUAAUUUGGAUUGGCUCAGUAGUGCCUCCAAGAAUGAGUGCUCUGCUGCGGUUGGCUUAAAGUGGAUGCUCAAUCAGGGAUUAUUGGAGCACCACAAAGAUAUAGUAGACUACUUUAACCAAAGAAGUGUCUCUGUUAUAUUUCUAUUUCGGAGAAACUUGUUGCGCAGGAUGGUUUCAAUGCUUGCCAAUUCCUACGAUCGUUAUGCGAAGUUAGUGAAUGGAACUCAUAAGUCUCAUGUACAUUCUGCUGAAGAGGCUGACACUCUUGCAAAGUACAAGCCCGCCUUAAAUUCUUCAUUGCUGGUAGCUGACUUGAAGGAAAUGGAGAUGAAAACUACAAUGGCUUUAGAAUACUUCAACAGCACUCGUCAUAUGCUCCUGUACUAUGAGGAUCUUAUGAGGAAUCGCACCAAGCUUCAAGACGUGCUAGAGUUUUUGAGAUUGCCGCAGAUGGAUUUAAGAAGCAGGCAGGUUAAGAUACAUAGAGGACCAAUGUCAGAACACAUUAAGAACUGGGAUGAUGUUAAGAAAACACUGAAUGGGACUAUAUACGAGAGUUUUCUGGGGCCUGAUUAUUAGUGGAAGUCAAUCAGUAUUAUCAACCAGUCAUUCCCAUUAUAAAAUAUAAAAAAGCAUAGAAAGCCGCAGUGUUCGCAAGUCGUGAAUAAUACGAGGCUUAUCUUCGGCAACCGCCAUGGUUUCUUCAAGUCGUUGAAAAGGGUGAAAUAAUGGCUUCACCGAUAUUGCCCCUGCGAGCCUCAAGGCUCACAAUUUUGGUGCUGUGACGCUGCAUUAGUGUUCUUUAGCCUUUCUUACUUGUUUUUAGCCACGCAUCCAUCUGUGUCAACUCUCCGGUGAUCAAAGAUGCUUCGGUUCCUGUGUAAUUUUAGCUGUUAGUUUUGAAUGAUCAGAAGAAUGAUCCUGUAUAUGCUAGCUUAUUUAUUCGAGUUAAUGUGCCUGUUUGGUAA
Neltuma alba is the source of this 1785-nucleotide messenger RNA. RefSeq lists its product as uncharacterized. The coding region runs from base 371 to 1396 and encodes 341 amino acids. Lineage: Eukaryota; Viridiplantae; Streptophyta; Magnoliopsida; Fabales; Fabaceae. The transcript has 6 exons. The record is from RefSeq and is a predicted model, not a curated record.